Podospora anserina S mat+ is the source of this 933-nucleotide messenger RNA. RefSeq lists its product as uncharacterized. Lineage: Eukaryota; Fungi; Ascomycota; Sordariomycetes; Sordariales; Podosporaceae. The record is from RefSeq and is a predicted model, not a curated record. Gene Ontology annotation, biological process: transmembrane transport. The coding region runs from base 1 to 933 and encodes 310 amino acids. The transcript has 3 exons.
AUGUCGACAACAGCUGGCGCCUUCAUAGCAGGCGGAAUCGCCGCCUGCGGAGCCGUAACGGCCACCCACCCCUUCGAAACAGUCAAGAUCCGCAUGCAGCUCCAGGGCGAGCUCCAGACCAAAGGCCACCAACCUCACCACUACCGCGGCCCCCUCCACGGCGUCUCUGUCAUUGUCCGAAACGAAGGCAUCCGGGGCAUCUACCGCGGCAUCGGGUGCGCCUACAUCUACCAGGUCCUCCUCAACGGCUGCCGGCUAGGCUUCUACGAGCCCAUGCGCGCCGGGCUGGCGAAGCUGAUGCUCAACGACGCGGCCAAGCAGAACCUGGGCAUCAACAUGUUUUGCGGCGCGGCGUCUGGCAUCAUGGGCGCCGCGGCGGGGAGCCCGUUCUUUCUGGUCAAGACGAGGCUGCAGAGCUUCUCGCCUUUUUUGCCGGUGGGGACGCAGCAUCGGUACAGGAAUGCGCUGGAUGGGUUGAGCCAGAUUUUCAGGGCGGAGGGGGUGAGGGGGUUGUAUAGGGGUGUUGGGGCGGCGAUGAUCAGGACGGGGUUUGGGAGCUCGGUGCAGCUGCCUACGUACUUUUUCGCAAAGAGGAGGUUGCAGAAGCACCUUGGGAUGGAGGAGGGGGCGCCGCUGCAUCUGGCGAGCAGUACGGCUAGUGGGUUUGUGGUUUGUGUUGUUAUGCAUCCUCCUGACACAAUCAUGUCCCGCCUCUACAACCAGAAUGGCAACCUCUACAAGGGCGUCUUUGACUGCCUGGCCAAGACGAUCAAGACGGAGGGCUUCUUCGCCAUCUACAAGGGCGUGUUCCCACAUCUGGCCAGGAUCCUGCCGCACACCAUCCUGACGCUCAGCUUGGCCGAGCAGACCAACAAGUUGAUGAAGAAGCUCGAGGAGAGGAUCCUCUCGCCACCAGAAACACAAUCGAUUUAG